AUGCCACGACCUGCUAAGUCAGGGUACGCCCGUAUCGCACAGGAUGAAUGGUUGAACGACUCCGACUCUGAAGAGGACAUUGAAGCAUACCGUGACGGCCUUUCUCGUACCAAGCGUACCGUAUCCAUCCAGCCGGAACCGACAGCUAUCUACCGUACACCCUCGAAUCCUCUGCCCGGCCGUCCACCAGGUCGUCCACGCCGUGACUCUUCGGGUGUCGAUAUCAAAGCGAUCAAUAACCGGCUUGAAAAAUGGGCGGAAGAAAUUGCAUCCAAGUUCAAACGAAAGUCUAAGAAGCAGCCAAGGGGUGAAAAACGACUAGAGAUAUAUUAUUCUGUGUUUGUGCCACCAGAGGGUAUGAAGGCUUUGACGCCGGAAUACACGGGUUAUCAAGAGCCUACUUUUUCCCGGGGACAAUUUGAAGAUGCGGUUGACUCGGUUCGAUAUGCUAUUGGGAGGGGUAUACAUCCGAAAUUGAUCAGUCAGGGGAGUUCAGGGUCGUAUUUUGUUACGAAUAGCCGUGGUAAAACGGUGGCAGUUUUUAAACCUAAGGACGAGGAGCCGUAUGGUAAUCUUAAUCCCAAAUGGACAAAAUGGUUACAUCGAAAUUUAUUCCCUUGUUUCUUUGGUCGAAGUUGUUUAAUUCCUAAUCUAAGCUAUGUGUCCGAAGCGGCGGCAAGCUAUCUUGACCGACAAUUACGAACGUUUAUAGUGCCAUAUACCGACUUGGUUUGGCUCUCGAGUAAAUCUUUUCACUAUGAUUUCUGGGACCGUCGGGCGUUUUAUAGGAAGGGGAAGCCUCUCCCUGAAAAGGUGGGGAGCUUCCAAGUAUUCUUGAACGGAUAUAAAGACGCGACAACCUUUUUGAAAGAACACCCGUGGCCGGAUAGAUAUAAUUCCUCCUUUCAACAGGAGGGAUCGAAGAGGAGGAGGACUGGGUGGACUAGCUCGUGUAGGACAUCUCGUGAUGAUGACUAUGCAGAUGAAGAGGCUGGCUUUGAGGAGUCGGAAGGGUUGUCAGAUGAGACAGAGAAUAGGGGAAGAUUCUUCUGGACGGAUACACUACGGCAAGCAUUUCGGGAGGAGCUGGAGAAACUUAUCCUAUUGGACUAUCUGAUGAGGAAUACGGAUAGAGGGGCGGAUAAUUGGAUGGUGAAGAUCGAUCGGGAGGCACAGUCAGUACAGAUUGUGAGUUCCUCACCAAUGAGGUUACCAGUUGAUCCUGGGGAUAUCGGGGGCAGCUUGGAUGAUGAAGGGGGCCAUCUGAAAGCACCAUCGCCAGGGUAUAAAGCUCAUAAGCCGAUGAGUAUAAAUUCUAGGAGCGGGACGCCGUUGAGUGCUGGUGUGGAGAAGGUGAAUAUCGGAGCGAUUGAUAAUUCCUUGGCAUUCCCGUGGAAACAUCCUGACCAGUGGAGGAGCUUCCCGUAUGGAUGGCUGUUUUUGCCGGUUUCAUUGGUGGGGCAGCCGUUCUCACAGAAAACGAGGGAUCAUUUCUUGCCGCUGUUAACGAGUACGAAGUGGUGGGCGGAGACACAAAUGGGGCUGAAGGAGAUAUUCAAACAGGAUGCGGAUUUCAAAGAGAGGAUGUGGGCAAAGCAGUUGGCUGUAUUGAAAGGGCAAGCUUUCAAUAUUGUGGAAACUUUGAAGAUGGCCGAUUCAGGUCCCUUGGAGUUGACAAGACGGACAAGAGUACAUGUUUGGGAUGACGAAAUGGAUAUACCUGUGGCAGUCCCAUUGACUGUGCCUUCGUCCGAAGCCAGGCUUAGGAAUCAGGCUGAGAUUAUGAAUGGCGAAGUUGAUAUUGGAACAGGUACAGCAUCUGCACCUGUACCAUACAGGAAUAUGAACGCGCUAGGGUCACCAACCUCAGAGCUGCCCAGAGCUCAGAGGUUUGGUCUAAAUUCAGGAUUUAACGGGAAGUUUUCCGAAGAAGCAGAGUAUUUGGAGUCAGCACUUAUAUCGCCGACGUCGGAUGUCGGGAUUCAGGACCAACAGAGGCCUCAAAAGAAGAAGAAAGGCAAGUCUGUUGACGAGGGCAGGGUUAGUUUUGAUGGGAGAUCGCAGAAUUCGUGGUCAAAGGCGUUGGGAAUGAAGGGAGGAGGCGGGGUAAGGAGGGGUUUGUCGUCUGUGUCUACAGCAGGCAGCUCGAGGCGGGCUAGUGUGUUUGGGGCUUAUGAUGAAGAGGAAGGGGAUCUAGGAUUUUCGGCUGCAGAAGGGUUGGAGAGUUCACAUAGGAAGGUUAUCGUAGAGAGGCUGGAGGCAGUUAAGUCGAAGCCGCCGGUGUUCACGUGGUGUUAA
This is a messenger RNA of Orbilia oligospora ATCC 24927, 2298 nucleotides long. RefSeq lists its product as uncharacterized. The coding region runs from base 1 to 2298 and encodes 765 amino acids. The transcript has 5 exons. Gene Ontology annotation, molecular function: 1-phosphatidylinositol 4-kinase activity. Gene Ontology annotation, cellular component: fungal-type vacuole membrane; endosome; trans-Golgi network. Lineage: Eukaryota; Fungi; Ascomycota; Orbiliomycetes; Orbiliales; Orbiliaceae. Gene Ontology annotation, biological process: Golgi organization; phosphatidylinositol phosphate biosynthetic process; endosome organization. The record is from RefSeq and is a predicted model, not a curated record.